Messenger RNA from Dinoponera quadriceps, 4433 nucleotides. RefSeq names its product protein CLEC16A (gene ema). Gene Ontology annotation, cellular component: late endosome; endolysosome membrane. Lineage: Eukaryota; Metazoa; Arthropoda; Insecta; Hymenoptera; Formicidae. Gene Ontology annotation, biological process: endosome to lysosome transport; regulation of autophagosome maturation; endosomal transport. The record is from RefSeq and is a predicted model, not a curated record. The coding region runs from base 535 to 3831 and encodes 1098 amino acids. The transcript is spliced from 14 exons.
GGUGCUGGAGAGAGAGAGAGAGGGAGAGAGAAUUUCGCACUAACCUAAACUAACAUUUCGCGAAUGUUCAUAGUCCGUCAGUCGAAUCGUAAUCACUCACGAUCGGCCGAGAUGGAGGUCCAAUCGGGCUGGACUCCUUUUUGCGUCGCAUAAAAUUCCCCGACUGCAAAUGAUUUGACAGAAAUCAAGUCGAAUUAACGGUGGUGUCGUGAUGCUCAGUGUCAACGUAUAGCUAACGUAUAUAUGUAUACACAAGUAAGCUGUGAAAAUCGUUCGCGCGAUGAAUUGAAAUUCUAACCUGAACUCGAGCAUCCGAUGGAUGUAAUAAAAGUUCCAUUCUAUUCGUUAUUAUUGUGAUAUAUACAUAUAUACGCAUACACACAUACACGCGCGUAUUGUUGGUGAAUCGCAUGAUGGACGCGAGCACGACGGAACGGCAUGUCCAUGUGAUUGUCGCGUAACGAGAAGGGAAGCGAAGAAAUUCGACAAGAUCGCGAAUGCAGGUGCACCCCUACGCGUUCGAAAUAGAUCAAAAUGUUUCGCAGUCGGAGCUGGUUCGGCGGCGGCCUCUGGAAGCCGAAGAAUCCUCAUUCCUUGGAGCAUCUCAAGUAUCUGUACAACGUUCUGUCCAAGAAUCAAACUGUAUCGGAGAAUAACAGGGGUCUGCUGGUGGAAACUCUACGUUCGAUAGCUGAAAUUCUCAUAUGGGGCGAUCAAAAUGACAGCGGUGUUUUCGAUUUUUUUCUGGAGAAAAACAUGCUUUCCUUUUUUCUACGUAUUAUGAAGCAAAAAUGUGGGAGCUACGUGUGCGUUCAGUUGCUACAAACAUUGAACAUCUUAUUUGAAAACAUACGCAACGAGACAUCUCUGUAUUAUCUGUUAAGUAACAAUCACGUGAACAGCAUCAUAGUACACAAAUUUGACUUCAGCGACGAGGAAGUGAUGGCAUACUACAUCAGCUUUCUGAAGACGUUGAGUUUGAAAUUGAACGCCCAUACCAUCCAUUUCUUCUAUAACGAGGUAAACGAGCAUACCAACGACUUUCCACUGUACACAGAGGCGAUUAAAUUUUUCAAUCAUUCAGAGGGUAUGGUGCGUAUAGCUGUGAGAACGCUGACGCUGAACGUGUAUCGCGUCGAGGACGCGUCCAUGUUAGCUUUCAUAAGGGAUCGCACCGCCGCGCCGUACUUCAGCAAUCUCGUAUGGUUCAUCGGCGAUCAUAUCAUCGAGCUGGACAUUUGCGUCCGGAACGAUGCCGACCACCAGAGCCAAAACAGACUGUCGGAUUUAGUUGCGGAGCACUUGGAUCAUCUGCAUUACUUGAACGACAUCCUGUGCUUGAAUAUACCGGACUUGAACAAAGUUUUGUCCGAGCAUCUGUUACACAAACUGUUGGUCCCGUUGUAUGUUUAUUCUCUGAUGAAACAGAAGAACGUUUUGUGCCAAACUCAGGACGAAAGGAAACACGUGAGCGUCGUGGUGGCGCUUUUUCUACUCUCCCAAGUCUUUCUGAUAGUGUCGCACGGACCCCUUGUACAUACGUUGGCGGCUGUAAUGCUCAUGUCCGACUUAGACACGAUUCAAACCGGAACGAAUAAGGUGCUGGAGAAGUUCGGGGAGGCCACGUCGGUCAAGCUCGUAGCUUUCUUCACGUCGGGAGAGACGCUAGAGAAGUCUUCGGAGACCUUGACCGAGACGUUGUCGACGUCCGACGAGGGGCACUGCAACGAGGAGGGCGAUCUGAGAAACGCGAGAGAGUUCGCCGUGAGCUCGGACACGUGCGACGAGUCGGACGAACGGGAGUCCGAUCGUCCGAGCGCGACUCGCGUCCGAGUCCUGAGAAAGCUCGGAGAUGUGACACCGUCGUGUAAGCCCGUCCCCGCCUCCUCCCCGCCGAGGGAAACGCUCGAGAGAUACCCGGGGAUCCUGAGCGAAAGGUCGUCGACGCCCGGGGAGCACCGCCGCGCGGAAAGCGACGCGAGAAGCGCGAAAGAGAUCGCUGUAAGCGUCGUAGCGUGCGACGAGUCGCGGGAGCAUCCCGAGCAUCCGAGUACGUCUUUCGAUUUAGUAAAUACCUCCGCUCGUAUACGCACACCGUUGGAUACGAGCGUCCCGAGCGAAGAGGAUCUCGAGGAAAUUAAGCAUUUGAAUGUGACAGACGAAGAGAAACAGCAACGCUUGGCGCUGGAGAGCCCGUUGACGCCGCAUCCCAGUCAGAACGACAUAUUCGAGUCGCUCGCGAGGAAGCCCUUUCUGGAAACGAUCGUCAGCUCGUUGCUGUGCGCCGAGAACGAUUACGCGGCGUUGUUCACGCUCUGUCUGCUUUACGCGUUGGCCAACAACCAGGGCAUAAGUCGCAAAAUUCUGGACGUGAUCUUCUCGCCGUUCGAUGGCGCGUCUGUGAAAAAUUCGUACAACGAAUUGCUCAUGGACAGGUUGAUUCACAUCGUAACACUGAGCUGUCAGACGAAUUCCAAGGUGCGACUCGUCACGUUGGAGUUGACCAUCAAGCUGCUGAUGCAACUGAUGAUCUCCGAGGGCCACUGCUUGCUACGGGACUCGCAUCUGGCGGCCAUCGAAGCGGCGAGGGAACAGAGCACGUCUCUGCUCAAGAACUUCUACAAGAGCGAAGACAUCUUUCUGGACAUGUUCGAGGAUGAAUACAGCGAGAUCAAGAAGCGGCCGCUGAACGUCGAGUGGCUGAUGAUGGACAGCAAUAUCUUGCUGCCUCCGACGGGCACGCCUAUGACCGGGAUCGAGUUCACCAAGAGGCUGCCGUGCGGUGAGGUGGAAAGAGCGCGACGUGCGAUACGAGUGUUCUUCCUCAUCAGGGAGCUGUCUCUGUCGCUGAACACGGAAACCGAAACACAGUUGCCACUGACCAAUCCGGCUAACUGCGUACAAGUCAACAACGUUCUUGACCUAAGUAGACGACACGGACUCGCAACGACUCCUUUUGCAGACAACAGCGACUUGAUCGCGUGCACCGUCGUGUGGAAGGACGGCCAGAAGAUCCGGCGUUUCCUCGUCAUCGAUGUUGUCCAGUUGAUCCUCGUCGAACCAGACACCAGCAAGCUCGGAUGGGGCGUCGCGAAAUUAGUCGGUUUCCUGCAAGACAUCGACGUGGCCGGCGACAAGGACGACUCGAGGUGUCUGCAUCUGACGAUCUAUAAGCCUCUAAGCAGCAGCACCGGCAAUCGCAUACCGUUGCUGUCGGCUAAAUUCGUCUUCGAUGACCACAUUCGAUGUAUGGCCGCCAAACAAAGGCUAACGAAGGGGAGGAUAAAGGCGAGGCAGAAGAAGAUGAAUCAGAUCGCCAGAUUGCUGGACAUCCCGACGAGCGUGCCACAUUGCUCGACACCGCCUAAUUACGCGUUGCGCGGCUUACGGCACGAACGUACGCUCGGGCGCGCUCAGAAACAGAAGGAUCAGCCGAGGCCGAUGUUCACGGUAAACAAAGUUCCUGGAUUCGCGGCACAAAUGCGUAGGGAAAAUACUAGGCCGACGGCAUCGUCGAGUUCGAAACGCGAUGAUGCCGGUACGAACGAGAAGGCUCAUGAGAACGGUUUGCGAUCUAGAGACGGCUCGCCCAAGAUGCCAAGGCCGCGGAGUGAGGAGAUUCCUCUGGAGGACAUGCGAAUACGGAAGGCAUCUCUGACAUCGAACGGGCUCAGCAUGCCGCGACCGGAGAGAAGGGACAGUCAGAGCUGCUCGAAUAACAGUGAUUCUUCGUCUGUGAUCAGGAAACACUCCGAGGAAACGUCCUUCACGUCUCCGCAGAGCCAAGAGCCGAAGCUACCACGUAGAAAGGGCCAAGUGGAGACAGUGUGAUCGCGACCGUGUGAGGAGUUUUAGCCAGGCGAGCUGACGCAAUGCGGACUAUAAGCGUAUUUUUGUUGGAAACUCUAGAGAGAACGAUUUGGGAAAAUAAAUGUGUGCAAUCUUUCGAGUUUAGCGAAAAUAAUUCACUUGACUAAUUUAGUAUAAAAAGGAGGAAGGAAAUUAGCAUAAACGCGCGUUUUUAUCUUACAAUUAGAACGAAAUUUUAAUUUUUUAUGAUAUUUUUUUGUCGGAUGUGACAGGGAACGGUAGUAGUGAACGUUAGACGAAUUUGUAUCUCUGGACGCAAAGCUCUCCUCUUGCGACCAAUCACGGAAGACGGAAGAGAAGAGGGAAAACAUGUUGGGUAACUUCGUUGAAUUAGAGUUUUUUCUUUACGUUACGAUACCUGUUUAAAGCUGCCUCGUAAGUAUCGCUCAAGCUCUCCUCAAUAAAAUUCAUUCCGUGCUGCCGAUUAAGAAUAUAAAUAUAUCACCUACAGCGGCAAACGCAAAUCGUGUAACGAUCUUGUAAUUAAAAAAUUCAUGUGUAUAUAUCCCUGUUGGUUAUAGUUUUUCUAUAAUUUAAAAAAUAAAGCAAAAUUACAAUCUCUA